AUCAAAACCAACGUAUAUCGACUGAGAAUAGAAAUUGGGGGUUAGGGUUCUUGAGCGCCAUUGAAGCACAACUCAACAGUAAUCCGAGAUGAAUCCUGGGGUGAAGAUUGAGAUUCAUCAUGGGGGUGAAUUCACAGAAAAGAGCGGAACAAAGCACUACGAAGGAGGUAAAAUUGAGUACAUUAAUAAUCAAUGUCUGGAAACUAUCUCUAAUUCCAUGUUUGAAGAUUAUGUAAAGCAUGAUUUAGGAUAUAAAAAUUUUAAAUUAUAUUGGUACAAAGGGUCUUUUGAUGAAAGGGGUUGUAAGCUACUCUGGAAUGAUGAGAUUUUUGAUCAAAUGUUUUUCCAUGCUUUUGCCAUUGGAGAAAUUAAAAUUAUAGUUGAUCAUGCACAUGAAACUGGUGAGGCUGAAAAAAAUUGUUUCGAUAAUGAUGGAGAUAAGGAGAGUGGUAAAGAAGGUGAUAGAGACCAUGAGAGUUCUGAGAGGGAAGAGGGAGAUGUGGGUGGUGAGAGUGACAUUGGUGAGGAUAGUGACAGUGGUGAGGAUAGUGAUUAUCAUGAGAGUGAUAUUGGUAAUGACAGUGAUAUUGAUGAGGAAUUUGAAGAGAUAAAACUGAAGAAAAAAGAGGUAUAUGAGUCAAAGAUGAACCCUGCAAAAGAUGAUGAAUUGGACAUCCCUUUGAAGGAUCUGGUAAGCAAAGAGAAUAAGAAAAAGAAAAGAAGAAGAAAGCAGAAUGUGGAGGUGGUUGAUGCUGAAAAUAAGAACGAAGAAAGCACUCAAAAUGCAGAUUGGGAGAGUGAGUAUGAGAGUGAUUCACUGAAAUUGCUGGAUAGUGAUUCUACUGAUUCUAGUGAAAAUGAUGAGGUUGGCUCUGUUAAAAAGAAGAGGCAUAAGAUGAAGGAGAUUUCUAAUACCUUUAAUCCUAAUACUCCUAUGAAAUACAUAAACUUUGAGUUGAACAAAAGAGGGGUAUUAUAUUGGCCACACACUGGACUACCAGAUAUUAUCCCUCCAAAAGCAAGGCGAAUGCCUGGUAGGCCAAAGAAAGCAAGAAGAAGGGAGCAAGGUGAAGAGGGUGCUAGAGGAAAGAUAGGUAAAAAAGGUAUUGAGAUGAGAUGUAGUCUGUGCUUGACACCAGGACAUAACAAAUCCACUUGUAAAGCAACUGCAGAAGAAAUUGCAGAGAAGCAAUCUGCAGCAGCUGAAAGGAGGAAGGCUCAUAGUGAAGCACUAAAGGCAGAAGCUGCUAGAAAUAGAAAGAAGAAGGCAACAAGUCAAAAAAAGAAGAAUGCACCAAGUGGACCAAGUGGCCAGAGUGCACCAGAUGGACAGAAUGCACCAGAUGGACAAGCAAAGAGAAAGAGGGGGAGACCACCAAAGAUUGACAACACUAAAGUUCUACCACCUCCACCUCCUUUGCCUCCACCUGGUUCAGGAGUGUUUAUCAGUUCACAGGAUGGACAACUUUAUAUGUCCACCCCGAAUGGUGUUGUUAGGGUGUCUGACAUGUAA
Molecule: messenger RNA, 1513 nt
Organism: Daucus carota subsp. sativus
Lineage: Eukaryota; Viridiplantae; Streptophyta; Magnoliopsida; Apiales; Apiaceae
Exons: 4
Coding region: 89-1513 (474 amino acids)
Source: RefSeq, a predicted model, not a curated record